GUUUCUGUCCCGCUCGGGGGGGAAUCUCAAGCAAUGCCGGAUCUCCACGUCGUCAUUUCCCCAUGGUUCUCCGUGGAAAUCAAUUAUCCCUCUUGGUUUCGUGAAUCACAGCAUGGAAAGCCGCGGAUUGACCCUCCGCAGCAAGUCGCGCCGUCCACGGCCCCAGAUCAGUGCGCCGAAACCCAUCUCCGGGCCUCUCCCUCCUGGUAGUAAGGCUCUCGAUCCAAGGACCGCUCCGCAAGCUUCCACUUCGCGCGAACGCCCUCCUCAAAAAGAUGCGACAUCUGAUUUGGUAAAGAGGAGAUAUUCCACCCGGUUUAAUCAAGGCCCCGAAUUCGACGCCGCAAGCGCUCCUCCGGUGCCUAGUCUACCCAAGGUUCCGCCUCAGUAUACAGCACUGAGUCCCCCCCAGACGACCAGCAGGAGGCCCUCAACAGAAUCCUCAGGUCCACCACAAGUGGAUCUAAAUGCAUUGCGGGAUCCUAGUCUGCCGGUAGAUAAAUAUGUCGCCAACCUCCUCUCCAAUGCAACCGAGGAAGAGAUUGAAGAAUACCAGAAAAGCCUCCGGAAGGUGAAGAAUAGGACAUCUACUGAUCUCCAGCAGAAUGUAUACCAGAAUCGUACGCAGUUCAUCAAGAUCAGUAAGGAAGCGGAGAAGCUCAAGGGGGAGAUGCGCACCCUUCGGACUCUCAUGGCGGAGCUCACAACGGCCCUGGGACAGACGGCAACCGUUGGUAAUACAUCAAACCUCGUGUCUCCCACGCUAGACGAGCGCAUGACCAAGCGAAACAACCGUAGUUCGGUUGCCAACCUGGAGAGCAUGUGGAAUGUCCAACUCCAAACGUUAUGGAAGACUGUCGAAGGAUCGCAGAAGUUCUUGCCGGUGGUGCCGGGUCGACACAUCGUGAUGGAAACAGGAAAUUGGGUCGAGCUGGAUUCUGCGACCUGGAAGCCCAGGCGGCCAAUUCACAUCGUGCUUCUCAACGACCAUCUGCUCGUGGCGGCCAAAAAGCGUAAGCGCGUGGACCAAAGCAACCCGAAUCACCAGGGCCCGGUGCCCACCAAGCUUGUGGCAGAGGAGUGCUGGCCCUUGCAAGAUGUCGACAUGAUCGAUCUCGGCGCCAACCUUGGUCCGGGCGUUUCUCGCGAAGAGGCGGAAGACCGCGGUAUCAUGAAUGCUGUGAGUGUUCGCGUGGGCUCCAAACCGUUCACCUAUCGUCACGAUAAGCGAAAUAGCACCGCUAAGAUCGAUCUCCUCGCCACUUUCCGGAAAACUGUCGAAGACCUUCGCCGCACGCUCCGUUCAGAGACAGAGGCUGCAGGUAAAAACGAGUCUUUCGGGUAUUUGGGAGUCAGGCAUUCAUCCUACUCAGUGAAACCAGAUUUCAGCGCCCUGGAGAACCCACACGACACGCCCGAAGUCCGCAUUGAUGUAGAUGGAAAGCAGCAGAACCUACGGUGGGUCGAGGGCCAAGUGGACGAACUUGACAUUGAUAUCGCGCUGCAACGUUUCGAAGAAGCCGUUUCGAAUAUCGAGCGAUUGCGAAAGCUCGCCAAAGGCCUGAAAGGCAACUCGGUCGCGCAGGACGUGAUCAAUUCUAAAGUUGACGAACGAGCCGCCAAAUUGGCAGGGGUACUGUCGCGAUCCUUAAUCGACACGCCCUCGUUUUUAAAUGCCACCAAGACCAAAGUCUCCUGGCUGACCCGUUUGGGUUUCGAGAAUCAAGCCCGGGAGGCCUAUUUGACAUCUCGAACGACUGUCAUGACGAAACGAGUCAGGGCCUGUGUCUUUGAAGGCGACCUCCCCCUCUAUAUCUUCCAAAUUUCCUACGUCUACUUUACCCUCAUCAAAAACACCGUCAGCAUCUACCAGCAAUGCUUCCCCCCUAUCAUGGCCAGCGCCUGCAUCAAAUGGGCCAAAUACCACCUCGACGGAUUCAACGCGCUCCUUACCCGCCAGCUAAGCAGCGUCCGACGCGGCACAUCCGUCUGGCAGAAGUGCAUCGAUAUCGUACACGAACAUGCCGAUCUACUGACGGAAGUCGGGAUCAAUUUCACAGAUCUCGUGGCCAAGGGAUUGGAACCGACUGAGGGAGAGAACGGAGAAACUCCAAAGAUGACACGCUCAGAGACGCUCGUCUCAGGAAUGGCGGAAGCAGCGAGGGAAUAAUCAGUAACCGCCACUCGCUUGCUUGAGAUGAAUAUUUGCAUGGUGUAGUAGUCUGUUUGAACCAUAUAUCCUUGUUGUUGGUUAUAUAGUUUUUCGUUCUGAAUCAGCGUCGUUGAUCGAAUGCUAUUGUUGCUAGAUAUCAUAUCGUCCAAACCUCAUGGUACAAACCUCCUUCCUCGCAGCUAGCCACGCCGCGCAGACACUAG
Aspergillus alliaceus is the source of this 2376-nucleotide messenger RNA. Its product is annotated as exocyst subunit EXO84. Gene Ontology annotation, cellular component: exocyst. NCBI's taxonomy places the organism in Eukaryota, Fungi, Ascomycota, Eurotiomycetes, Eurotiales, Aspergillaceae. The transcript has 3 exons. Bases 113 to 2170 code for a protein of 685 amino acids. Gene Ontology annotation, biological process: intracellular protein localization; Golgi to plasma membrane transport; exocytosis. The record is from RefSeq and is a predicted model, not a curated record.